AUGUCUUCUGAUCUUCAAAGUCUUCCUGCCGAGAUUCAACUCGAAAUCGUUUCUCAACUUCCGCACCACAAUCUCGCUCAAUUGGCUCGUACCUCCAAAUUUCUAAACGAAAUCGUCAUACCACUGAUUUGGACCUAUAUUGAAUUUCAUUUGGUCGGCUACCAUGAGUCCUCCUGUGAAUUAAAGGUCCCUCCUCCAGUUCGCAGCCCCAGCAGUCGGAAAUGCCAUCCCGAUGAGGCGUACAACGAGGGUGAAAGAAAAGCAGAGGCCUUUUUCAAUAUAUUGCAGACUCUGCAUGCAGAGAAUCCUCAACGUCUAAAGUGCAUUACAAAGCGCAUCAAGCAUUUAUGUACCCCUAUGGACCCCGGAUGGGAGCCACGGACUCCAAAUUACCAAAGUAUCUACCUGAGCGCUAUUCGGGUUUGGCAUCUUCUACCAUACAUGACCAACCUGGAGUCUUUGGAAAUCCACGGUAAAGCUUUCUGCGGCCUUGAUCGGGCGGACGCAGAGGAUCCGGUGAAAGAAAUCCGAGGUCCUACCCCUAGGCUUCGAUUUGCAAAGCUCUCGGGUUAUUUACCUAGAGCUAUGCCUGAAUGGGUCCUCAAGGCUGGUGAUACUCUUGAGCGCUUGGAGUUUGCCAUGUUGGACCGUCCGAUUUCCUCAUCCAACACUUCAAAUCCGAGCUACACCCCCCUUGCUCAUGAAAAGUUGACGAAAGAAAAAGAUGAUGAUGACGAUGAUGGCGAGGAUAGCGAGGCGGAUUCCGACGACGAAUCAGACUGGGGCAGUCUCAGGGGUGAGGCUGUCAUCCCUCGUCCGUUGGGUGGCUAUUUGGCAUCAUUUCAAGAUCAAGAAAAAGAGCUAAAGUUGCCUAAACUCACUCAUCUCUACCUUUGUCAGCCAGCAGAAUCGGACUACGAAGACAGCUUUGAUGAAUACACAUGGUCCAAGCGAGCUGAAAAAGCCUGCUACGGUGAUUGGCGCCAGAUCCUCCGAGCUUCCUUACCAACACUGAAAACACUUGUCCUCGAGCAGCGUCCUGCGGCGGACUACAUCGAGAACGAUGGGCUAUCCGAGAUGGAAUGGAUGGAAAAAAGGACUACACCAGCAGCUAGCAGAAAUCUGCUCAAGAUGUUGGGGAAGGUGAUAGAAAAUAGCCAGAGUCCUCUUCAGCAAGUGUACUUAUAUGGUAUUUUCGUUGGUUUGCUCGAAGAAGAUGAAGGGAUGCCUGAUCCGGCGGAGCCUUCAGGUCGUUUUAUGCAGUUCUUGCAAGGUUGCGGUAUUGAGUGUGAGGCUAGAGUUGGGCAGUGGUGUUUCUUUAAUGACGACGAUGGUGAGGCGAUGUGGGACGCUGGCUGCGAUAGUCAAGAUGAAAUGGAGGCUGGAGAUGAGUCGAUGAGGUGGGACGAUGUGUUAUGCAUUGUCUAG
Messenger RNA from Fusarium poae, 1428 nucleotides. RefSeq lists its product as uncharacterized. Lineage: Eukaryota; Fungi; Ascomycota; Sordariomycetes; Hypocreales; Nectriaceae. Bases 1 to 1428 code for a protein of 475 amino acids. Gene Ontology annotation, molecular function: protein binding. The transcript has a single exon. The record is from RefSeq and is a predicted model, not a curated record.